AUGCGUAUCGGAUUUGUGUUGUAUUGGUGCGUAUUUGGUCUUCAUCUCUGCAAAGCAGACGAUGUGGAAAGGACAGAUUAUAGAGAAGGUGCGAGAAGGCAGUGGGGUCCUAUAGUGAGGAGUGGAUCGUUCAUCAGCGAUUCCGCCAGCGCCGCGUCCAAUGAAAUCAUAUUAUUAGAGGCGUGCCACAAUGAGCCCUCAUGUCUUCAAGACCACGCUGGUCUUGAGGCUAUCACGCAACUCCACAGGCAACUCGACGACGACGCGAAUGGCAACGUCGACCUUAGCGAGAGUGAUGAUUUCCUCCGCGAAGAACUUCAAUACGACAGCGGCUAUGAAAAGCGUCAACGCGCUUUUCAUCACAACGAUGAUAUGCAUAUAUCUGUUAAGGAACUAUGGGAGGCAUGGCUGAGAUCAGAGGUUCACAACUGGACGGUUGAGCAAACGGUGGAAUGGCUUUCAGACUCUGUGGAUCUUCCACAAUAUAAGAGUUUGUUUCUGCAGCACAGAGUCACAGGAGCCACAUUGCCUAGGUUGGCAGUAAAUAACAUGCAGUAUGUAAGCAAUGUGUUGGGUAUCAAAGAUCCCAUACAUAAACAGAAACUUGCGCUCAAAGCUAUGGAUGUGGUUUUAUUUGGACCUCCCAAAGUUCACCGCGAGGCAAAGAUGGGUAUAGAUGCACCCCCGUCGUUCUCAGCCAAA
Messenger RNA from Brenthis ino (lesser marbled fritillary), 702 nucleotides. Lineage: Eukaryota; Metazoa; Arthropoda; Insecta; Lepidoptera; Nymphalidae. The record is from the annotation of a GenBank genome assembly.